Hibiscus syriacus is the source of this 3476-nucleotide messenger RNA. RefSeq names its product leucine--tRNA ligase, cytoplasmic-like. NCBI's taxonomy places the organism in Eukaryota, Viridiplantae, Streptophyta, Magnoliopsida, Malvales, Malvaceae. Gene Ontology annotation, biological process: leucyl-tRNA aminoacylation. The record is from RefSeq and is a predicted model, not a curated record. Gene Ontology annotation, molecular function: ATP binding; aminoacyl-tRNA deacylase activity; leucine-tRNA ligase activity.
ACACUGUUCGUAUGUAAUGUAAUGUUAAACUGAAAUUGAAAUUCAACGCAGUCUACUCCACUUCACUUUAUCCUCCCUCUUCUCCAUUCAUUUCCUCUGUUUUCCGACGCCACUCAGCAAAGAUUAAUCGAUCUAGAGAGCCUGUUCGUAGGCUCAACGCCGUAUUCCUCACUAGAAUCAGAUUCCGUCAGUUUCACGAGAUGGCAACAGAGGGAGGCAAGAGCUUUGCAAGGAGAGACAAACUGCUUGAAAUCGAGUCGAAGGUUAGAGUUUGGUGGGAUGAGAAAGAUGUUUUCAGGGCAGAACCCGGCGAGAAACCGCCUCAACCAGAUGAAAAAUUCUUUGGGAACUUUCCUUUUCCCUACAUGAAUGGUUUUUUGCAUCUGGGUCAUGCCUUUUCUCUUUCGAAACUCGAGUUUGCUGCUGCUUACCAUAGAUUAAGAGGUGCCAAUGUUCUGUUGCCGUUUGCUUUUCACUGUACGGGUAUGCCGAUCAAGGCUUCCGCCGAUAAACUUGCUAGAGAAAUCCAAAAAUACGGCGAUCCACCGGUUUUUCCUCACGAUUUCGUCGAAGAGGAACCUAUUUCGAAAGAAGAAUCUGACCCGAAUGAAGGUGCCAAUGUGGUGCCUGAUAAGUUUAAAGGAAAAAAAUCUAAAGCAGCCUCUAAGUCCAGUGGACAGAUGUUUCAGUGGGAAAUUAUGAGGAGUUUUGGACUUUCGGAUAGUGAGAUAUCCAAGUUUCAGAACCCACAUGAGUGGCUGAAAUUCUUUCCGCCGUUGGCUGUUGAAGACCUUAAGGCAUUUGGCCUAGGAUGUGAUUGGAGAAGGUCGUUUGUGACGACGGACAUGAAUUGUUUUUUCGAUUCAUUUGUUAAGUGGCAGAUGAGGAAGUUGAAAUCCAUGGGUAAGAUUGUUAAAGAUAUGAGGUAUACUAUAUAUUCUCCCUUGGACGGUCAGCCUUGUGCCGAUCAUGAUAGGGCAACUGGUGAAGGAGUUCAGCCUCAAGAGUAUACCAUUAUUAAAAUGGAAGUGGUGCCACCUUUUCCUGCCAAAAUGGGUGUUCUUGAAGGGAGAAAUGUGUUCUUGGCUGCUGCAACAUUGAGGCCUGAGACCAUGUAUGGGCAAACAAAUUGCUGGGUAUUGCCGGAUGGAAAAUAUGGAGCCUUUGAAAUAAAUGACACUGAGGUAUUUAUUCUGACUGAGAGGGCAGCACUCAACCUUGCUUAUCAGAAGCUCUCCCGUGUCCCCGAAAAGCCCACUUGCUUGGUUGAGCUGACUGGAUAUGAUCUGAUUGGUCUUGCUGUGAGAUCUCCGCUCUCAUUUAAUGAGAUCAUAUAUGCUCUUCCAAUGCUGACCAUUCUAACAGACAAAGGUACCGGAAUUGUCACCAGUGUUCCUAGUGAUGCUCCUGAUGAUUAUAUGGCCUUGAAUGAUUUGAAAGCAAAACCUGCUUUUCGGGCAAAGUUUGGGGUGAAAGAUGAGUGGGUGUUACCCUUUGAAAUUGUUCCCAUCAUUGACAUUCCUGAAUUUGGAGACAGAGCUGCUGAGAAAGUUUGUCUGGAUCUUAAAAUCAAAAGUCAGAAUGAGAAAGACAAGCUUGCCGAGGCAAAGAAGUUGGUGUACUUGAGAGGUUUUACUGAGGGAAUCAUGACUGUUGGAGAGUAUGCUGGAAGAAAAGUCCAGGAAGCGAAGCCACUGAUAAGGACCAAACUGAUUGAGACGGGCCAAGCAAUAAUUUAUAGUGAGCCUGAGAAAAAGGUCAUGUCAAGGUCUGGCGAUGAAUGUGUUGUGGCUUUAACUGAUCAGUGGUAUAUCACAUAUGGGGAACCAGAAUGGAAAAAGUUGUCUGAGGAGUGCUUAUCGAACAUGAACCUAUACUCGGAUGAGACAAGGCAUGGUUUUGAGCAUACUUUAGGAUGGCUGAACCAAUGGGCUUGCUCGCGAUCAUUUGGCCUUGGGACUCGCAUUCCUUGGGAUGAAGAAUUCCUUGUUGAGUCAUUAUCUGACUCCACCAUUUACAUGGCUUAUUACACAGUUGCUCAUUUCUUACAAAAUGGGGACAUGUAUGGAAAAAGUGCUGAUCUACUUAACCCUGCCCAGAUGACUGACGAGGUCUGGGAAUUUCUUUUCUGUGGUGGUCCUCAUCCCAAAUCUUCAGAUAUCCCAUCUUCUGUUCUUUAUAAGAUGAAACAGGAAUUUGAAUACUGGUACCCAUUUGAUCUUAGAGUGUCUGGAAAAGACCUUAUCCAGAACCAUUUGACAUUUUCUAUAUACAACCACACAGCAAUCAUGUCGAAGGAUCACUGGCCUCGUGGAUUCAGGUGCAAUGGACACAUUAUGCUCAAUUCGGAAAAGAUGUCCAAGUCUACUGGAAAUUUUAGGACACUGCGCCAGGCAAUCGAAGAAUUUUCUGCCGAUGCUACAAGGCUCUCUCUGGCUGAUGCAGGGGAUGGUGUAGAUGAUGCAAACUUUGUGUUUGAGACAGCCAAUACUGCAAUCUUACGGCUUACAAAAGAGAUUGCAUGGAUGGAAGAGAUUCUUGCUGCAGAAUCAUCGUUGAGGACAGGUCCCCCAUCUACCUAUACUGAUCGAGUGUUUGAAAAUGAGAUAAACAUUGCUGUCAAAAUGACUGAGAAGAAUUAUCAAGAUUACAUGUUUCGAGAGGCUCUCAAAACUGGCUUUUAUGAUCUUCAAACUGCAAGGGAUGAGUAUAGGUUCUCUUGUGGCAGUGGGGGCAUGAACCGUGACCUUGUAUGGCGUUUUAUGGAUGUGCAGACCAGGCUUAUCACUCCAUUCUGCCCUCACUAUGCAGAGUUUGUUUGGAGAGAGCUUCUGAAGAAGGAUGGCUUUGUGGUAAAAGCGGGAUGGCCCACAGCAGACUCUCCAGAUCUAAAACUCAAGAAAGCCAACAAGUAUUUGCAAGAUUCCAUUGUGUUGAUGAGAAAGUUGCUCAAUAAGCAGAUUUUGGGCUCAAAGAAACCUAAUAAGAAAGGGGCUCCAGUUACAGCACUACCUGAGGACAAGUUAAAGGGCCUAAUCUUUGUGAAUGAGCAAUUUGAUGGAUGGCAAGCAGAGUGUUUGCAGAUUCUUCAAAGCAAAUUUGACAGUAAUACCAAGACUUUUGCAUCCGAUGGGGAGAUAAUGAAAGCAUUACAGAAGAGCACUGUUGGCCAGGCAGCAGACUUUAAAAGAACCCAGAAACUAUGUAUGCCAUUCUUGAGGUUUAAGAAGGAUGAGGCAAUUAAAAUUGGUGCCGAAGCCAUGGAUCUGAAGCUUCCCUUUGGGGAGAUUGAGGUCCUGAACGUGAACUUGGACUUGAUCAAAAGACAACUUGGUCUGGAAGAGGUAGAAGUACUGUCGUUCACUGACCCUGAUGCUGAAGCUAAAGCUGGUUCUCUUGCAUCCUUGCUAAGGCAGAAUGCUCCUGCACCUGGAAAUCCAACUGCCAUCUUCUUGCCAAGGUAAACAACUGUGUUC